AUGCGCUUGUCGCAGUUGGCACAACUUCGUGGAAUGCAUCCCGAUCUGAUUCGACGGAUGAUCGAUAAUGUGGCUGAAGAUUGGUGUUACGUAUCGAUGGUUCUGGAUCGGCUGAUGUUAAUGAUAUUCAGUGUGAUAAAUGUCUGCGGCACGCUGAUCAUUCUACUGCAGUCGCCGGCACUCUACGAUAAUCGACCGCCGAUGACGAUCACACCGGCAAGUAAACCGCUCAGUGGUGAUACGCUCGAAAUUUUCGCCAAUAGCUCAUUUAUUCUCUGA
Messenger RNA from Gongylonema pulchrum, 279 nucleotides. NCBI's taxonomy places the organism in Eukaryota, Metazoa, Nematoda, Chromadorea, Rhabditida, Gongylonematidae. The record is from the annotation of a GenBank genome assembly.